Geodia barretti is the source of this 386-nucleotide messenger RNA. The record is from the annotation of a GenBank genome assembly. NCBI's taxonomy places the organism in Eukaryota, Metazoa, Porifera, Demospongiae, Tetractinellida, Geodiidae.
GAGCUGCUGCUGGAGAAGGGCGCUUAUCUUGCCUCGUCGCCCGGUGUGUCGACGAACUCCGACUUCCAGGGCUUGCGAGGUCUCUUCAACGAGGGAUGUUCAUCCUCCGCGUGUCGGGCGCCGGGACGCUGUUCUUCAGCGCCUAUGGCGACAUCCAGGAGAUCGAAGUGGACGGCGCGUACAUCGUCGACAACGGCCACGCCGUCGCUUGGGACUCGACGCUCGAAUACCGGCUGACUCGCGCCGCGAAAAUCCGCUCGUUCCUCUUCUCCGACCAGAUCAUCAUGGAGUUCUCCGGCAGGGGCAGGCUCUGGGUCCAGUCCCGGAACCCUCGCUCCCUCGCCGACUGGGUCCAUCCCUUCCGCGGCACCAAGUCGUCGUCCUAG